This is a messenger RNA of Arabidopsis lyrata subsp. lyrata, 867 nucleotides long. Its product is annotated as probable 2-oxoglutarate-dependent dioxygenase AOP1.2. Lineage: Eukaryota; Viridiplantae; Streptophyta; Magnoliopsida; Brassicales; Brassicaceae. The transcript is spliced from 4 exons. Gene Ontology annotation, molecular function: dioxygenase activity. The record is from RefSeq and is a predicted model, not a curated record. Bases 1 to 867 code for a protein of 288 amino acids.
AUGAGUUUGGAAACCACUCUUACUCUUCAGCUCCCGGUCAUUGACUUCACGAGUCAAGACCUAAAACCGGGAACAUCUGAGUGGGAUUUGGUGAGAGGCAAUGUUCGAAGAGCUCUAGAAGAUUUUGGAUGCUUUGAGGCCUUGUUCGAUAAACUCCCUGUCAAACUUCGAAAGGCGGUUUUUGAUGUUUCCGAAGAGCUUUUCCGACUACCUAUAGAGACAAAAGAGAGAGUUGUUUCAGAGAUUAAGUACAAAGGAUAUGUGGGUCAUAGCCCAACAAAUCCUCUUUACGAGGGUGUGGGCAUUGAAUUUGCAGACAAUUCAGAGAAAGUCACUGCCUUUACGCAGAAGCUUUGGCCUAAAGGAAACAGCAGUUUCAGUGAGACGGUUCUAUCAUUCACCGAGCAGGUAUCGGAACUGGACUUCAUUACCCGGAGAAUGAUAAUGGAAACUUUCGGGCUCGAUGACAAGUACAUACACGAACAUCUGAAUUCGACAAAAUGCCAAAACAGUGUAGCAGACGGAAUCGAAGUGAAAACAAAAGACGAUAAGCAUUGGAUCAAAGCCAAUGCUUCCCAAGAUUCUUCAUUCAUAGUUCUUGCCGGAUCUAUGCUACAUGUACUACUGAACGGUCGGGUGUUAUCUUCGGUUCACCGUGUGAUGAGGAUGGGAACAAACACAAGGUACUCGGCUGGACUUUUCUCUGUUCCGAAAACAGAGGAAUUGAUAUAUGCACCAGAGAAGGUGGUUGACGUCGAGCAUCCUCGUCUCUUUAAGCCCUUAGAUUUUGAAGCAUACUUUCAAUUCACCACUGAGGAAUCUGGAAGGAGAGAUUCAAAGGCUCUCAGGACUUAUUGUGGUCUCUGA